GCGCUGUAUUCAAUCUUGAUCCCACAAUCCGCGACGUGAGCAUUAUUAUCGACCUUUACAUGUACUCCGCAUAAUUCCCCACUUUGAUCACAGCUUUCCCCAGUUGGACUGAAUCCCGAUACUGCAAUUUUUCCUGGACAAAAUGCCCGAGUACGCAGUGUCAUAUAAUCCUGAGUUGGAUACCUACUCCCUUUACCAGCGAUACGAAGAACCCCGACCGAACAAAGACUGGAAAACGGCCGCCCUCCGUGGCCCAGCACUUCCAGCUCUGGGAAAUGCAGUAGCUGGUGCCGUGGGAGCGGCUAUAUCGAAUGUCGCUACAUACCCGCUGAGUCUUAUUAUUGCCCGGCUGCAAACACAGAACCAAUGCAGCCCCAAAAAGACAGCAAAAACUAAAGGAGAGAGUGAAGAAGAAAAGACGGAAGGACAGGACAAAGACACGGAGGACAGUAAUGAAGAAGACGAGAAAGAAUACACCGACAUUCUAGACGCGGCACGCAAGAUCUAUGCCAAAGAGGGGCUUGGAAGCUUGUACACCGGUCUUGCCCAGGACACGAUCAAAACCGUAGCCGACUCAUUCCUGUUCUUCCUAGCGUACGGAUUCUUCAGACAGCGGAGGAUUAACGCGCGAUAUGGCCCCUCCCGGAAAGGCGGGAAGCAUGUAGUUCUACCUAUAUUGGACGAACUAGCCGUCGGUGUUUUAGCGGGCGCGUUUGCGAAACUGUUCACAACACCGUUGGCCAAUAUCGUGGCGCGGAAGCAAACCUCGAAGUCUUCAGCCAGCACUAGGGAUAUUGCUGCUCAUAUUCGAGCCGAGAAGGGUAUCAAAGGUUUCUGGUCAGGUUAUUCGGCUUCACUUAUCCUUACGCUGAACCCGUCCAUUACAUUUUUCCUGAAUGAGUUCUUAAAGUAUAGCCUUUUCCCACGGGACAAGCGUGGAAAACCGUCCGCGGCUACUACCUUCCUGUUAGCUGCUAUCAGCAAGUCGGCUGCGUCAUCAAUCACGUAUCCGAUUUCCAUGGCUAAGACUCGAGCUCAAGUUACCAGCUCGAGCUUCACCCCUUCAACCAAUAACGGGGAGAAAGAUGACUCCGACGAUGGACUGUCAUUGAUACCGCCCAUCAUUUCCAAUGUGGUCAGUAUAGCCCGCACGGAAGGCAUCCAAGCUCUCUACGCAGGUCUACCAGGCGAAGUACUCAAAGGCUUCUUCUCCCACGGGUUCACCAUGCUCGCAAAGGACGCAGUAUACUCCAUCAUUGUACAGAGCUACUAUCUUCUCCUCGUUGCCUUGCGACGAUACCCUACACCGGAUGAAUUGAUCGAGCGAGCCCGCCAGCAAGCUGAGGAAUGGGCCGAAGCUGCCCGGGAAGGUGCCCGCGACCUCGCAGAGAAAGUCAAGGAUACGGAUACCAAUGUUCUUGAUCACAAUGCGGGCAAUGUAGCUGUCGAAAUGAGUUCUAGCGGCCCCGUUUCCCCAACACUAGGCCUGCCGGAGGGAAACGAGACGGCUGAGUUGGUGGGAGAUUAUGUGGAAGAUGAAGCGACCGAGUGGAGGAGCUUAUACCAUUGGUUCUGGGAGAAGGAGAGGUAUGGAAAAGAGUAGCUCCAUCCUGUAUCUUACUAUUUUGUGUAUGUUGAUGACGUUCAGCGAGAUUAUAGAUAUUUUGCGCAGUCGAUUCGGCGCUAAAUGCCUGCUCAUGUCAUUGUGUUGUAUUUGUUUUCUCGAUAUAUCAUUAAUAAUAGCAUGGAGUAGCAUCAUGGAGAUUAUACAGUAUAUGCGUCUACCGUGUAGGUUUUCUCUCGUAGUAUUACUGGUUUAG
Aspergillus pseudotamarii is the source of this 1820-nucleotide messenger RNA. RefSeq names its product putative mitochondrial carrier protein. The transcript has 2 exons. The record is from RefSeq and is a predicted model, not a curated record. Bases 143 to 1603 code for a protein of 486 amino acids. Lineage: Eukaryota; Fungi; Ascomycota; Eurotiomycetes; Eurotiales; Aspergillaceae.